GUUUAAAGGAGGUGGCGGGAAGCUGCUGUGAGGUGGGCAUUUUCGCCCUGAAGGCUGUCACGAUCUUUAACCACCAAAAAUAACCAGCCAAGAUGUCUGUCGAUCCCAUGACCUACGAGGCCCAGUUCUUUGGCUUCACACCCCAAACAUGCAUGCUUAGGAUCUACAUUGCCUUUCAAGAUUACCUGUUUGAAGUGAUGCAAGCUGUGGAACAGGUGAUUCUGAAGAAGCUGGAUGGCAUCCCAGGCUGUGAGAUCAGCCCGGUCCAGAUUCGUACAUGCACAGAGAAAUUCCUUGGCUUCCUGAAAGGGCGUUUCGAUCAUCUGUUUGGCAAAAUGGAGCAGCUGUUUUUGCAGUUGAUUCUGCGUAUUCCCUCAAACAUCUUGCUUCCUGAAGACAAAUGUCAAGAGUUGCAUCCUUGUAGUGAGGAAGAAAUCGAGCUUCUCCAACAAGAAAUUCAGCAUUUGCAGGAAAAGUUCAAGACUGAAUUGUGUACCAAAGAGGCCCUUCUUGCAGAAUUAGAAGAGCAAAAAAUCGUCCAAGCUAAACUCAAACAGACACUGGCUUUCUUUGAUGAACUUGAGAACGUUGGCAGAGAUCAUGGAACUAGUGAUUUUAGGGAGGGUUUGGUGUUCCUAAUCCAGAACUCCAGAAAACUCCAGAACAUCAGAGACAAUGUGGAAAAGGAAAGCAAAAAACUGAAAAUAUUUUAAAUUCUUAUCAUUGACAAAGAGAUUGUCAAAAAAAAUGUUAAGAAAUUUGCACCAAUGACUGUCCAAAAGAAACGCAUAUCUUAUUAGACUUUGUUUGCUAUGUAGAAUCCAUAUCUUCCUGCCUUUUGAUGCAUUUUCCUGAAAGAUCUCUGUAUUCCCUUGAAA
This is a messenger RNA of Ochotona curzoniae (black-lipped pika), 878 nucleotides long. It is a transcript of the gene MIS12, whose product is annotated as MIS12 kinetochore complex component. Gene Ontology annotation, biological process: mitotic cell cycle; mitotic sister chromatid segregation; kinetochore assembly. Lineage: Eukaryota; Metazoa; Chordata; Mammalia; Lagomorpha; Ochotonidae. Bases 93 to 713 code for a protein of 206 amino acids. The transcript is spliced from 2 exons. Gene Ontology annotation, cellular component: chromosome, centromeric region; nucleus. The record is from RefSeq and is a predicted model, not a curated record.